UCUCAACGGUAACAGACGAGGGACCUGCCAAAUAUUUGAUCUCGAGGGCAAAUAUAAUAUAUUAUAGCUCUGCCUUUAAAUCGUGAAUUUGCAUUAAUAAUUGAGUAUAUAAUGCGCUUGCAAAGCUGAUAAGAUCGACUUUUAUUGUAAAUGUUUGUGUGUGAAAGAACGUUAAAACUCUGUUUAUAGAACCGAACCGAUUGAUUAGACUAUUAUUUGUUUGAGCAUUUAUUCAUGCACGGUUGGAAAAAAUAAUAAUAAUAAUCCAUAUUAAAAUUGUUUAUUUAUAGUUAUUUUGCCAUCCACUAGUGAAUUUACAUAAAAUUUACACGACCCCGUUCUAAGUCAGCGUAAUGCGAACUAUCGCUCUACUGUUGAAUCUCAUAUUGGCCAUAACGAUAACAAAUGGCCAAGACGAUGAUGAGGGUCGCAAGCCGCAUAUUAUUAUCAUAAUGGCAGAUGAUUUGGGCUUUGAUGAUGUGAGCUUCCGGGGAUCGAAUAGGUUUCUCACACCGAACAUCGAUGCGUUGGCCUACAAUGGAGUUAUAAUCAACCAACUAUAUACACCCGCCAUGUGCACGCCCAGCAGAGCAGCUCUGCUUACUGGCAAAUAUCCAAUCAAUACGGGCAUGCAGCAAUAUGUGAUCGUGAAUGAUCAACCCUGGGGAUUGCCUUUAAAUGAAACGACCAUGGCUCAGAUCUUUCGGGAGAGUGGUUAUCACACGAAUCUCUUGGGUAAAUGGCAUCUGGGAAUGUCGCAGCGCAAUUUUACACCCACCGAACGAGGCUUUGAUCACCAUUUGGGAUAUCUGGGUGCCUAUGUGGAUUACUAUGACCAGACGUAUAAGCAAAAUGGCAAACCCUAUGCUCGAGGACACGAUUUCCGCGACGAUUUAAAGGUCUCCCAUAAACACAUGGGUCACUAUAUGACGGAUGUAUUAACUGAUGCUGCUGUGCAGCUAAUCGAAAAUCAUAAUGCCACCGCUCAACCCCUCUUCCUAUUGCUCAGUCAUUUGGCUCCACAUGCCGCCAAUACAGAUGAUCCUAUGCAGGCGCCGAUUGAGGAAGUAUCUCAAUUCGAGUAUCUCACGAAUAUGACGGAACGUUACUAUGCAGCGAUGGUUUCACGGCUAGACAAGAGCGUGGGGCGUGUCAUUGAUGCACUGGCUCGCCAACAGCUGCUGGAGCAGAGCAUAGUACUCUUUCUGUCGGACAACGGAGGUCCAACUGUGGGAGAACACUCCACUACAGCAUCCAACUAUCCACUGAGAGGCCAAAAGAACUCGCCUUGGGAAGGCGGACUACGCUCCUCGGCGGCCAUUUGGAGCAAGAGGUUCUCAAGUCUUGGCAGAGUUUGGAGACAGCGUUUCUACAUUGGAGACAUACUGCCAACUUUGGCUGCUGCUGCAGGAAUUCAUCUGAAGGAGUCACUACAACUGGACGGUCUAAAUCUGUGGCCAGCACUCAUGUAUGAUUAUGAUUCGGUGGAGCGUGAGAUUGUGCACAACAUAGACGACUCGGUGCCAUAUUUAUCCUAUGUCGACGGCAGAUGGAAGAUUGUGAAUGGCACCACCAACAAAGGUGAAUAUGAUGGUUGGUUAUCCGUGCGUCACAAUGAAUUCGAUCCACGGGCUGAUCACUAUGAGGAGCUGAUUAGGAACACCAGCGUGUGGCAGCAGCUAGAGCUGCUACGUGGCAACUUGACCUCAAUAAACAUCACCUCAAUGCGAGAGCAGGCAACAGUGAAGUGUCGCAAUCCAGAUCCCGAUGACAAACCGUGUCUGCCUCUGGAGGGUCCUUGUAUCUUCGACAUGGAUGAGGAUCCCUGUGAGCAGAACAAUAUAUACGAGAAGGUUCGCGAUGGACGUUUGAUUGCUGAUUAUCUUGCCCGCAUCGAGAAAAUCAAAAGCAAUGCACGUCCACCCGGCAAUAAGCCAUCUGAUCCCAGCUGUGAUCCACGUUAUUACAACAAUGAGUGGACCUGGUGGCAGGACGAACGCAAUACAGGCGUCUCUGUAUUACCAACUAUUUUCCAGUAUUUUCUAGUAAUUUUAUCGAGCCUUUGUUUGGUGUACUAACUAUUGCUAUAUGUAUAUGUACAUUGUACAAUAGCUGAUCUUACCAUUAGUCACAUAUGUAUAUUAUUGUAUAUUAUCCACAUCAGUUGAUUAAUUAGUUGACAUUCCAUAAUAAUAGAAUUAAAAGAAUAAAAGCCCCUGUUAAAGAAUCUUUUAUAAGCCAUUUAACACUUCAAUUAUUCCACAUUUAGUGCUCUCCUUAUAAAAAAUAUCAAUCGCAUUUAAUCUUAAGACAUUUCUGUAUGAGUCUUAGACGUAGAUCACAUUAACACACAUAUAUUAAAUACGAUUCAA
Molecule: messenger RNA, 2372 nt
Organism: Drosophila innubila
Lineage: Eukaryota; Metazoa; Arthropoda; Insecta; Diptera; Drosophilidae
Product: arylsulfatase B
Exons: 6
Coding region: 354-2078 (574 amino acids)
Source: RefSeq, a predicted model, not a curated record